This is a messenger RNA of Priceomyces carsonii, 1542 nucleotides long. RefSeq lists its product as uncharacterized. The coding region runs from base 1 to 1542 and encodes 513 amino acids. The record is from RefSeq and is a predicted model, not a curated record. The transcript has a single exon. NCBI's taxonomy places the organism in Eukaryota, Fungi, Ascomycota, Pichiomycetes, Serinales, Debaryomycetaceae. Gene Ontology annotation, cellular component: mitochondrion. Gene Ontology annotation, molecular function: protein-arginine omega-N symmetric methyltransferase activity. Gene Ontology annotation, biological process: mitochondrial respiratory chain complex I assembly.
AUGCUAAAAAGAACGAUCGGACAAAAUAAGAACUAUUAUACGCAUUGUAGUUUCUUCUGCAAACGAUAUUUUUCCUCGAGUUUUAAGCUCUCAAAGAAAUCGAAAGAUGAAGGGAAAGAAAACGAACUUUAUUUUGGUCGAUUUACAAAAGCUGAGUACGAUGAGGCGAAAAAGAGUAUUAUAAAUCAAAUAGAACUGCUUGAGAAAGAAAUAAAGGGGGAUAUAAAUGUGCGUGAAAAUAUAAGUAAAAUGCCUAGUUUUCCUGCCGCUUCUAAUGCCAAACAGAUUAAGUUGGAAAAUUUGACGGAUAUUUUAUCGGAAACUAUUAAAACUACGGGACCGAUUUCACUAUCAGCUUUCAUGAGGCAAUGCUUAACACAUCCAAACUUUGGAUAUUAUACAACUAGAGAUCCUUUAGAUUCAAAUAGUGGUGAUUUUAUAACUUCACCCGAGAUAUCAUCCAUGUUUGGCGAAAUGAUUGGAGUCUGGCUCUACAGUACAUUUUUCAAACAGGGAAAGCCAGAUAAAGUCCGCAUUAUAGAGUUUGGUCCUGGAAAAGGCACACUAAUGUUUGACUGCUUGAGCUCGUUCAAUAAGUUAAACAAGAGUAAGGUUAGUAUUGAAAUUAUCCUAAUCGAAGCUUCAACUAUACUACGAAAAGAACAGUGGAAGCUAUUAUGUGGGGAGGAAAAUCUGUUCACAACUGACGAUCAAGGAUUCAAUGUUUCUACUACAAAGUGGGGCCAAAAAAUCAAGUGGAUGGACACUGAAAAGGACAUUGCAAUUAAAAAUGGAAUUACUAACUACGUCAUAGCACACGAAUUUUUUGACGCUUUGCCUAUAAAAUCAUUCCAAAAGACUGAGGAUGGGUGGCGAGAAUUACUAGUUGAGCAUUCACCUAGUGUCAAAAAUACGCAAAUGACUUUGCCGUCCGCCGACAGCGCUAGUGAUAAUGAUCAAAAUUUUCUUCAGACAGAAUUCCAUUUGACCAUGUCUCCUAAAGAAACUCCAUCUUCUAUGUUACCUACGCUAAGUCCAAGGUACAAGGAUAUGCCAGUUGGUAGUCGGAUAGAAAUCUGCGCGGACGCAGAACUCUAUAUUCUGAAAAUGGUACAACUCUUGUGCAAUCAAGAAAAGCUUGGUUCAGUAUUAAUAAUUGAUUACGGCUCGAGUGAAGGGAUUCCAGACAAUACUUUAAGAGGUAUUUUCAAGCACAAAUUCGUUUCCCCAUUUGCUAAACCCGGUGACGUUGAUUUAUCUGUUGACGUCGAUUUUGAGAAUUUAAAGCUCCUUGCUUCAAGGUUCUGCGACGCUUUUGGUCCCAGAGAGCAAGGCGAUUGGCUUCACGAGCUUGGCAUUGGAUAUAGAGCAGAUCAACUUAUAAAGGCGAAAUCUGGAAAUUUCGAUGCACAAGAAAAGAUUUAUAAUGCUUAUAAAAGAUUAACAUCCAAAGAAAAAGACAGCAUGGGAAGAUCCUAUAAAUUUCUCUGUCUCUUACCAAAAGAUUCAGAACUGCCCUUGGGCUUUGGUGGUGUAGUGUGA